Molecule: messenger RNA, 1731 nt
Organism: Neoarius graeffei (lesser salmon catfish)
Lineage: Eukaryota; Metazoa; Chordata; Actinopteri; Siluriformes; Ariidae
Gene: serpina10b
Product: serpin peptidase inhibitor, clade A (alpha-1 antiproteinase, antitrypsin), member 10b
Exons: 5
Coding region: 532-1731 (399 amino acids)
Biological process (GO): blood coagulation; negative regulation of endopeptidase activity
Molecular function (GO): serine-type endopeptidase inhibitor activity
Source: RefSeq, a predicted model, not a curated record
UCAAGGCUUUUUGUCUCCGAACAUAUUCUUGCUCUCAAUCAGAUUCUUUGUACUCAUGUACCAGUACUGUCAGAUUUAUCACUAUUACAUUUUUUUAACCUUAAAAUUAAAUGUUCUUUUUUUUUUCCCAUGAAAGGUCUCUUAUUUCUGAGCUCUCUUCUUCUGAAGAAUUUCAUUACAAAUGUUUCAGCUCUGUGCCCCAAGCCUGUUGUGACUACAGUGUUGUAUUAUUAGUGAUUCUUUUCUUUAAAUAAGACCUUGUAUGGUCGAAUAACAAAUUUUAAUGUAAAAAGCUGCCGGUACCAUCACACUCGGACACACUGGGAAAAAUAUAUAUAUAUAAUUUUUUUUUUUAAUUGACCAUUACUCCUUCGGUUUUAGAUUUGUUAUGGAUUUCAUCUAUUUUCUGGACUCCACGAGUUUUGAACACCCAAUUGUUAAUAGGUAAUCCUCAGUACACUUGCACUUUGUUUCCCCAAAUACAAGGGACAGACCAGCCGGAGAGUAACAUCUGUUGACCAAGACGACAUCAUGGAUCUUGCUGUGUUUUCCCUUCUGAUCUUCGUUUCCUCGUUCAUGCCUUCCAUCCAAUCUCCAGAAUCCCCUGCUCCUAAUGUCACUGAUCUCACAUUUAAAAACAUUGACUUUGCAAUGAACCUUUAUCUUAAGAUUGCGAGCCGCCAUGACGACAACAUUUUCUUCUCGCCGCUGAGUGUUUCUACAGCAUUUGCUGCACUGUCUUUGGCAGCCAGGAACUCCACUCGCAGUGAAAUCUUGUCAGGACUGAAUCUGGACACGUUGGAACAGGCAGGGCAGCUGGAGCUCAUCCCACAGCUCUUCCAGCACUUGCAGAGGAACAUCAGCCAAGCUGGAACACUGAAGCUAGAACAGGGAACAGCACUCUUUGUGGACCUGAAUUUUCAAAUCGAGAAGGAUUUUGGUGAUCAGAUGAAGUUAUUCUUCAGUGCUGAUGUUGAGAAUGUGGACUUUAAGAAAUCUGAAACCUGUAAGAUCAUUAAUGAUCAUGUGAUGGAGAAAACUGGUGGUAAAGUGAAGGAGAUGGUGACUAGCCUUGAUCCCUUGACUCGACUGUUGCUGAUAAAUACGGUUUUCUUUCAGGGUGCCUGGAAGCAUCCUUUUAAUCCCAACAGCACUAACAGCGGUCGCUUUUACAUAGACAAGUAUAACGUUGUCCAGGUUCCCAUGAUGUUCGUUGUGGACAAAUUCUAUGUUGCCAGCGAUGAUGAACUUAGGGUGAAGGUGUUGCGUAUCCCUUAUUUGGGUGGUGCAGCCAUGCUUAUUGUCCUUCCUGACCUCUAUGUUGAUUACACUACUAUAGAUGAUGAGAUAAAUGCAGACAGAUUUCUUAGCUGGAUCAAGAAUAUGAAUAAGAAGAAAUUGGAGGUUUCUCUGCCAAAAUUUACAAUGGAACGGUCCUACGCUCUACACACCAUUCUACCAGCCAUGGGCAUUCAAGAUGUCUUCAAGGAUACUGCUAAUCUCAAAGGCAUGAGCCAAGAGCCUGGUCUAAAAGUCUCCCAGGUUCUGCAUAAAGCUGUGAUUGAAGUUGAUGAGAGAGGCACCACGGCGGCAGCAGCCACAAGCAUGGGCAUCACAGCAUACUCCAUGCCAGAAUUCUUCACCGUGAACAGGCCUUUCUUCUUUUUUAUUUACCAUGAAGCAACCAACAGUCUGUUGUUUAUGGGCAGGGUAAUUGAUCCCACUAAGUAA